Molecule: messenger RNA, 22719 nt
Organism: Toxorhynchites rutilus septentrionalis
Lineage: Eukaryota; Metazoa; Arthropoda; Insecta; Diptera; Culicidae
Gene: sm
Product: heterogeneous nuclear ribonucleoprotein L
Exons: 14
Coding region: 1212-2786 (524 amino acids)
Biological process (GO): regulation of RNA splicing; mRNA processing
Cellular component (GO): nucleus
Molecular function (GO): mRNA binding
Source: RefSeq, a predicted model, not a curated record
AGUAGCACUGCCUUCAGUUUCACCCAGGCCGCGGACAGUUAGCCAGUAUCCGAUUCUCCGGAGACCGAGUAAGAAGUGAAUUUUCUGAAGCACAUCGUUCGUGGUCUAUACUUUAUCAGAAAAAAAAAUACAGCUCCCGUUUGGCCCGCUGCGAGUGUGUAGUGAAUCGAAAAAUAUCGCGCACAUCCUUGAGGUAUAGUGGUCACCGAAGUCUAUUUAAUCACAGUAGAAAAACCCUUCGAAUCGCCCAUCGUUUGGUGGUAACCUGACAACCAGUCAGUCAGCCUACUGCUAGGUUUUUCUCGAGCCACAUUUUUGAGGUUUUACACACAAAAGAACAGACCAGCUACAAUACGCCGUCGCAAGGAUCCCCAUUCAUUUCCCGGUUCCGGUGGUAGCGAGCUAAGGGCAGUGCCAAAUAUCGCUGCUGCAAUUUGUUCCGACGGGCUUCCCUUCGCGAUAUCAUCCAGAACAGAAUUUUCCCGUGCAUAUUUGCUCAAGUGAUCCGUCGUUUAUUAGUGGAGUGUGCCCAUAGCUGUCAUAGCAACGCCUCCCGCGCUCCAUCACCACCCCCCACCAGGUCUAGUAGUCGUUCAUCCUCCGGUGCGUCGGUUUGUGUUUGAAGAAAAUCAGAGCCACUACUGCCGAGUCGAGUCGAGUUGAGUCGAGUGUGUGCGUGAAGUAUAAGCACACGACAGCAGCAGCAAAAGCAAAAGAGCGAAACCCAUUGUUUUAUAUUUUUCCUUGGCUGCAUGGUUCGUUCGUCCGAUUGUCAGUAGAAAAUAUAAUAAUUAAAAAAUCGGUUGUGUGUUUGGGGGAGAAAGAAGCAAAAGAAAAAUAAAGAUAGACCAAAGAUAAAGGCAAUAAUACAUACGGCAGCGAAAUAGCGUAUCGCGUGUGAGAAGCAGUGUAGAGAAGUUCGGCAGCGGAGAAAAUAAAUAAUAAAAUAAAAUAAGGCGAUCCAUAUCAGAGAGGUGGAAACAUCACACGCACGAGAGUUACGAGUGAAUACAAAAGUGAAGAAAAGCUAGCAAAUAAAUAAAAAGGAAAAGGAUUCGAUUUUGUCUACGCGAUUGUUUUUCCUCCUUCCGUUUUCCAUCCGCGAUAGUGUGCGUGCGCGUCAAAUAGUGGUGGUGGUUGUCAGUGCUUAUCAUCUCUCGAGUAGCCGCAACAUUUUUCCUCCUGCGAAGCGACAACAAAACAGCAAAUCAAUGAUCAUGGCGUUCAAUGGAAACGGUGCCGGCGGUGGCCAGGAUGGGCCUCACACCAAGCGACUCUGCACCGGCCAGGAAAUGAUCGAGACGGUUCCGUUGAAUAGUCGGGCCUAUUUCCCUCUGAACAACAACAACAACAUCAACGUCACAGACGAGCCUCGGCGAAAGCGCGAGGUGGCAACCCGGCCCAACCAUAUCCUGCUGUUCACCAUCAUCAAUCCAGUCUAUCCGAUUACAGUGGACGUUCUACACACUAUCUGUCAACCCAACGGACCGGUGCAGCGUAUCGUGAUAUUCAAGAAGAACGGAGUCCAAGCGAUGGUUGAGUUCGACAGCAUUGAGUCUGCCACCAGAGCCCGGGAGGCGCUGAACGGCUGCGACAUCUACUCCGGCUGCUGCACCCUGAAGAUCGACUACGCCAAGCCAGAAAAACUCAAUGUUUACAAAAACGACACGGACUCCAGUUGGGACUACACAUUGGCUGCCACCAAGGAAUCCUGCAAUGGACGCGCCCCGCUGCUGCACGACCCAACCAUCUUCGGUGGAAGGCCCACUCCAUACAACGAUCGCCAAUCGUUAGAACCAGCUCUGCUCGGAACCGGCGGAGGAAAUGGCUUUGCGCCAAACUUUUCGCCACCCGAAUUCCACGCGUCGGAAAACUGGAAGCCAACCCCGGCCGGAACCCACGUUGGACUAAUGAAGGACCCACCGAUAGCCCGCAACGGACCGGCUAACUUCAUCCAGCCAGCACAGCAACAGGGCGCAGUCAUGAUGGUGUACGGACUUGACAAUGGCACGGCCAACACCGAUAAGCUGUUCAAUCUGUUCUGUCUGUAUGGAAACGUUGUCAGGAUAAAGUUCUUGAAGACCAAAGAGGGUACCGCCAUGGUUCAAAUGGGAGACGCCAUCGCAGUGGAACGCAGCAUCCAGCACUUGAACAACAUUCCAAUCGGAAACGAUGGCUGCAAAAUUCAGAUCGCAUUUUCCAAGCAAAAUUAUUUGUCAGAAUCCACCAAUCCUUACACUCUUCCGGAUAACUCGAUCAGCUUCAAGGAUUACAGCGCCUCCAAGAACAACCGCUUCCUGUCGUUGACCCAGGCCAGCAAAAAUCGCAUCCAGCCACCGAGCAAGAUCCUACACUUUUUCAACACCCCACCCGGCAUGUCCGAGGAUCAGCUGCUGACCGCGUUCACCAGCAAGGACUGCCACCCGGCACAGGUGCGAAUGUUCCCGCUGAAAUCGGAACGUUCCUCCUCCGGACUGGUCGAAUUCCCGAGCGUGGCGCUGGCGGUGAACGCCAUCAUGAAGUGCAAUCACAGUGCGAUCGACCACAAAGGCACAAAGUUCCCGUUCAUCAUGAAGCUGUGCUUCUCCUCUUCCAAGACAAUGAACGGCGCGUGGAACAACGAAAACAUGGAAAACAUGAACAACAUCACCGUUCCGACCAACCCAAUGGCGGCGGCAGCGGCAGCAGCAGCAGCUUCCGCCGCAGCAGUGGCCGCAGCGACCGGCGGAGUUGUGACGACGGUCACGACGGUGGGCCACAAACAGGGCGAUGACGAGCCAAUGUAAACAACGAUCCAACACCCCCUGUCCCUGCCCCCCUUUACACCAUACUCGGCGACCCGUCAUCAAAGCUGUUAGUUCUUAGUAGACAUAUGAAAGCAACCACUCCUUAGUCAUCCCCCUCCCAAAAGUGGGGGGGGGGCGGAGACAAAAGGGAAUGCUUUUUGGAAGCCGAAGAUACGCAGAUGUUUGUCAACUUUCGCCCACCCACCAACCAUCAAUACAAGUACUACUACUGAUACUGCUACUGCAACUAUUCCUUCGAACACCGCAGAAGAAAAGAAAACCUUAGCAAAUCAAAGAUUGUAGUGAUUAUGAUCAAUGACGAAGCUUGGUGAAAACAUUACAUUAGAAAAACAACAAGAAGAAAAUUAAGUCCAACGUCCGAAGACAUACAUAUAUCGCAAGAAAAAAAAGAGCGAAACAAAACAUAUGAGUAGCAAACAUUGAACGUAAAUUUGUACAGCAUUUUUGGCAGAACGCAGAGAAAGACAGCAGAGCUAGGAGCAUCAAUCACACACAGGACGGCGUUUGAUCAUUGAUUUUGUAGCGCAAUUAUCGACAUACGCUUUCACUUCAUUUUUUUUUCAUAUUCAACCUCCUUUUUUCAAUUGAUUUUUGUUUUUGUUAUUGUUAGUCAUAUGAGGGCCACUCAUCCACCCCAAGAUGGAGGAGGAGGUGGUGAGACGGAGAAGAAGAAGAAGAUUACAUUGAAAAAGACAUUAUUUAUUGCUUAGUUUAAGGCACUAGAGGUUAGGUUUUUUUUCUGCUAGUUCCCGCAACUGGUUGAAAGCAGUUGUUACUCGAACGUUUUCUUUUUUUUUUGUUUUUCAUUUACAUCCAGUGUAUAUCGAAUUAGCAUUGUGUAGAUAUAUGGGAGAAGAAGAACAAGUAGAACAUAAACGAGGGAGACAAUUGAAGGGAAAAUGAAUUUGUUGAACUAUUUUAAAUAAAUUUAAUGAGAAACCGCAAAUCGUAGCGAAAUUAGUUUCAAAUUGUACAUUGAAGUAGACGCAAAGAGGAGGAGGAAUGGAGAAAAAAAAAGAAAAAUGUCAAAAAAUUGAAUUUGAAAUCAUAGUUUAAGCAGUUAAGUUAGUUAAUGGAAAAAUUUGUAUAGAAUCGUCUUCAUUUCUACACUUUUCGUUACGAAUAACAACAAAUCAUCACGUUAAGCAAAACACACGACACCGUUACACACAUACAUAUACAAAACAUGGGCACCAUACACAACCAGAAGGUGUGGUGAGAACACACACACACCCACACCGAAGAGCAGGCAGAAAAUCCCAACAACUCUUGAAAUCAUGAACACUCUCUAACAACAACAACAACACAUCAAGCAUCUAAGGAAAAUACUUUUCAAAAAGCGCCAUCACUAAAUGUCAAUGCCGCAAUGCAAAAAGCGAUUCCAUUUGAAUUCGAGGGUGGAAUUUUUUUGUUGUAUUUUUUGGUUUGGCUCAAAUUUUGCACCAAUUUGCACCGUCGAUUUUCCAUUUUGACUCUAGCCUAGCUUUCGAAAAGGGCCCGAACAAAAAUUGCUAGAAAAUUUUCAAAAAACUAUAACUCAGAAAGGGUAGGUCCGAUUAUUUGAUGUCUUCCGCAAUGUAUUUAUUGGGGCUAUAGGCAGAAAGUAUGCUCCGUAAAAAAAGUUUUAUUUUUAUUUUAAUUCGAAAAGAACACUUAAAACUCGAUUUCCUCAAAAAAAGGUGUUUUUGAUUUUUGUUUACAUACAGUGAUUUGCCUCUAAUUGGACAUCUAGCUAAAGGGACAGACCUGUAAUGCGACACAAAUAAUUGGACAUUUGAGUCUCUAAUUCAGCUAACUUAAGGAGCGGCCGACAGGCCAUUCUGGUUGGUUCAUCUGUAGUUACUUUAUUUUGCACAAAAUUGUAUUUGUAACAAUAAUGGAAACCCUAGAAACCAUUACCAAAUUUUUUUGAAGCCGGACUACGUCUAUCAGAAAUGGUGACAAAUCAGAAAACAGAGCAUGUUUUUAUUAAAUAGAAAUAACAAAUGCAGCGUUGGUUUUUCGGAAAAUGUCGAUAGAAAAAAUAUUGCAAUUUAAGCUCCGCCCGUUUUCAAUUUAAGGAGUAAUCAUAGGCUAUUCGUGACUUCGUAGCAUUUACGAUUCAUCGGUCAUCCAGCUAGUAACCAGAUGGCAGCAAGAUUUUUCAAAUAAUUGAGAGUUCAGUUUUCAAAAUUGUCUUUUUAAAGGCUAGUAGCGAUUGAACUGAUAAAUUUUUAAGCCUCUGUCAUUCAAACCAGCGCCACAUUAUCAUGCCGGGGGUUGGGGUUCGAUUCCAGCUCAGACCAGGGAACUUUUCGUGGAAGAAAGUUCUUCCGACAUACUCUGGUAGACGCGUGAGAACACACCGGCACUGAAAAUACAGGCGUGUUAGUUGACAAAAUAAAUCUCAACUAAGUACUAAUAAAAAUAAAGCUAGUUAACAUCUACGUUGUGACGAUAAAAGUUCCACCGGGCACAUUAGUGCCAUUCAGGAAGUUAAUUCAAACCAUGAUCAUCGUUAUUCAAGUCACAAUCUCGAUCCAGCUAGCAGACAGUACUCUUUCUAAAUGCCGAUGUCAGUCCCAGCUGCUUGAUACAAAGGAACACAGUGGUGCAAUUUUGUUCGGUGAGUGGAACACAUCGAUUUACAUGCCAUCUGGUGAAAAGUGCUUCUGUUUUGUUGCACCUCAUCAUUUCUGUAUCUGUACUGGCGUGUAAGCUUAGGAUUUAGAAAACUAUUAUCCAGACAUCCAAACUUUCCUUUGUCUAGUCCAGAAUUUUUAAUGAUUCGUCCGAAUUUCUCCAGAUAUAUCGCUUCAACUUUCGUGGAACUUGAUGAGUUUUUCGCAAUUACAUCCAUUUAUAGCAACCUAGGCUGUAGUCCCUUGUGAAACAACAAAUUUGAUGAGGUUCGUGAGUUUCUGAAAAUGGAGCCCAUGAGAAUGUCACACCCACGCGCGAAUAGAUGGCUAUUAUUAGAAGCAUUCGCUCAGAGAGUCCUUGGUAGGUUUGAUGCUCUACGAAUCUAUUUUAUUUUCAUGAUAAAUGUUGAUUAUGUAGAGUUGGCCAUAGUGGUAUUAAUCUAUAACUCGAUUAACGAUCAAUUUUAUCUACUCUAUUCGACUGAUGUGUCAUAUAUUCUCAAAUUGAUGAAUGAAACGAACAAACUCUUGAAAGGUAAGCCUUUGGAGUUGCAAGAUCUACAUUCUGGCAUUUCACGACUUUUCCUAGCAGUACCAGAUUUUCUUGAAUAUAGUGUUUAACAUAAGCAUACCGUUCCAUAUGCAUCAAAUAUUAAAUAACAUUGAACAUCGCAAUUCACACUUGAAAAAAAAAACAUUUAAAAAAAUAAAAUCGUCCAGGAAAAUCCAAAUUUUUCGUUCAACUGCAUCCAGACUCUACUGAAAAAUACUUCGCAACCCUGUCGUGAUGCACUAAAAAGACUGUGCUCGCCAUGGCCAACUUCUGUUUCUAUUUUACUACCGUGUUGAACGGACGUGAAAAAUGUUUCUACUCAGAAUGCAUUCUUGGAAUGUGCGGCAAAGUAAGCAUAGUACAGAGCUUGAACUGACGGGCAAGAUCAAAGCCGAAGAGAAAUAUUAAAUGAGACGUGUUGCGUCGGUUCUCAUACCGUUAGGUUGAGAUUGGUUGUGUAUGAUUGAAUCACACGUAUCGAUUGUUGAUUUUAUGCGUUAUCAAAUGAGGGGCUUAGAAUGAAAGGGGUGUAAGUGAUUUGAUCGAUUUCUCUACAUCGACUCUCUCUUUUGGUCAUAACUUAGCUCCAAACUCAUUCCCAGCUGUAUUCAACAAUGUGGAAGAUGGGUCAAAACCUCAUCUAUCGGAUUCUACAGUAAACUCAAAUUGGAACGUUUUUGUAGUUGAGUUAUUAACUAAAAGAAAAGUUGAUGAAGAGAAAUCGAUCAAGUCACUUACACCCCUUGCAUUCUAAGCCCCUCAAAUAUAUAAAGAUGAUGGGGGAAUGAAUAUGAGGGACUUAGAAGAGAAGAGGUGUAAGUGAUUUGACCGAUUUCUCUUCAUCAACUUUUUCUUUAGUCAAUAACUCAACAGCAAAAACGUUCCAAUUUGUGUUUGCUAUAGAAUCCGAUAGAUGAGGCUCUGACCUAUCUUCUACAUUGUCAAAUACAGCUGGUAAUGUGUUUGCAGCUAUGUUAUGAACAAAAGAGAGAGUCGAUGUAGAGAAAUCUAUGAUGUCACUGACACCCCUUUCAUUUUGAGCCCCUCAUAUGGAAUCGCCUUGAGCCGUACUGUGUUUAGCACGAGAAGAAUAUUCGCGAUGCAUACUACGUGCAUUUGGCAAUCAAGACACAAAUUUCGUGUACUGUUUUCGUGAGAACAGGAAUGAAUCAUGAAUCACUUGUCUCCAACUGCUUCUACAAAAUGUAGGCCACAAAACUUUCGAAAAUGUGAUCUUGUGAUGAAUCUGAAGAUUGCAGGUUCGUGUCCUGUCACGGUCGCCAUCUGAUGAGAUCACGGUUGUGUUCGGGAAAAUAAGUAUAUACGCAUGAUUUGGGUUUGAGAUUGUCGGAUAAGAGUCCAACUCGUUUUCUUCUACGUAAAGUUUCCUGUGUACAUGAUUAUGCUAUGAUUAUUCUAAGGUGUUGUCAGACGCAAUUUUUACAAGACAUAGAAAGAUAGCUUCUUCGAGCUGCAAAAGUAAAUAGGGGAAAGGAAGUGAAAACACACAUGUUUCUCGAAACGCUACAUGUGUUUACCAUUCAUUACUACUAAAGGCUAAGCGGAAAGAAAACAAACGUACAGCUUCACUUGGUGCGCUUCGAAUUACGCAAACAUAAAUAAUAAACAGACCCGUGGCCCAGUAAGGAGCUUCGGAAUUGAGUGAAACUUUAUGGUUGCACUGCCGGGCGCCCUCGGGGGAGAUUGUGUGCGAUCUCGGGUAAUCAUAUUACAAAGAGUUAUUUAAAUAAAAAUGAUGUAUUCCAAUGUAGAGAAAAGCAAAUUGAAAUUUUUAUUUUUUUGCUGGAAGGGAGCUUCUGUGAAUUUUUGAGCGCAUUCGGAUUUAUUGGUGUAAUAAUGACGAUGUUUUAAAUUAUAGUAACUUUCUCAGACUCUCAGACUUUCUAGGUUCAUUCGUCUCUAGUCCUGAAGAAGAUCAAUUUGGAAAACAAAACUAAACAUUCGGCCUCGAGAAUGACCAUUUGGAAAGCCUUGCAGCCGCUGCCAUCUGGACGCUAGGAAGAUGACAGCUAAAUCGCGAAUGACUUAUUGGUGACUUUUUCCGAUCCAAUCAACAAGCUUUCGUGAGUUCGAGCUGUGUUUCCGGGUUAGAAAACUGCGCACUUCGGUGGAAAACUGAAGGUGAAAAUUUGCUCCGCAGAUUCGGUUCGAAUUUUAUAGCCCUACGUUAACAAUGCGGUCGUAUCUUGGACAUCACCCUUCUUAAUUGUUUUUUGGCGUCACGUGUUUGUGCCUCCUCUGGAAAAAUAGGUUGAAUACCGUUGCUCUAAUUGCACAUUUUUGUAAAAAUUCUUUGUGCAAGUUUCUACAACACGAUAAAUUUUAGGAGUGUUUUCAACCAUUUUACUAGAUCAUGUAUUUUGCACACUUUUCUAACGGUUAUAUCUUAGAUUUUCAACUAUUUUCAAAGCUCGAUUUUUUUAGACUAUUUUCAAAGCUCGAGUCAUGAGACUUCAUUUACAUUUAUUCAUUGCCAUUUUGUGACUGGUCAUUUUUAAUAUCCUGACAAGUGUGUGAUUUUCUCAUUGAGUUACUCCGAAAGUGCAACGCAAAUCAGUGGUUCAAGGGGAAAUGACAACAAAAGAGCACGAUCUGCACGCACAUUCACAGACUUUACAUUGGCUUGGACAGCGAGGAAGUGUUUUGCAAAAUCACUCCUACUAGCGUAUGCAAAAUUCACCAAUCAAAGCUGUUGGAUGUUGGCAAUUUCCGAGUUUGAAUCGUCUGCAAAAAAAGCUCGACUUAUUCCCAAUUCCGGUUUCCGCUGAUCAUCCACUAUAAGUUGAAUAUGUGGUCAAGAUAAUCGCAAACCGGAAUCUCCUCAUUUAGUUUGUCGAAUGGGAUGAAACAAAACUUCUUCAGAAUCGAUUGUCCGAGGAUGUUGGAGCAGAAAUUCCAUUGGAAGGGAAGACAGUAUCGGCUACAAUACCGAGCUGUACGGGGGUUCAAUUGCUCACCAGAAGCAUAACUUCGAUUCCCAUCCUCCUAUCCCAUAUCAGUAAAGAAGGCAUUUAGCACACUCGCACUGGUACUCUACGACCAGAGAACAUGCUUGAAGGAAGAGACCCUGACCAGUGCUAUGAUCAUUGAGCUGAACAAAGAUGUCUUCGAUCAGAUACUGUCAACACUAUGAGUGGAAGGAUGUCACCACCUAGGGAGUCUUUUUAACCUGGAAGUAAUUUUUUCUAAAAGAUCAGAUAAUUCUCGACUGCAAUGCUUGAAUUGAGUAAAUAAUUUGGUUACAUUAUAUUGGUAUAAGGUUGUGUGAAAAAAUAUACAAAUAUAUUCAGAUCAAAAUAAUAACUUGAUGAGGAGAGGACUCUAUUUCAAUAUCUGAAAUGGAUUUAAAUAUAUUUCACAAAUUGAUUGAUUUUUAUUCGUGAUUUCAUUAUUUCAUAAAUUUAUAGUAAUUUUGACUACAAUUUUUUUCAUAUUGAUCCUCUUUGCCAAAAGUUAUGUUUGUUAUGCGCUGCAACAUUCUAAUAAACAUCAAAAGAUUAUUUUCUGAGAAAAUUCUUCUCUAAAAAUAAAAAAAGACCAUAAAAUAUAACCACAUCACUUAAGGGGGGACCCCUGUCUGGAAGGUCCGAAAAUUUCGUGAAUUUUUUUCGGAUGUUACGAAUAAAGUGAAGUGCUCGGGUAUUUUGGUUAUUGUUUAAGGUAUAUUUGAAGAUGUAUUUUACAUUUUUUGAGUGCAGGAAUUGCUGUUGACAGCUGGAUGCGUGGAUGCUGUCUGAAAAUCGGUACAUUGCUGGUGGUAUCGAUUCUGAAGCAACGGGGUGUCCUAAAACAAAUUCCAACGAAUAUAUUGAAAGUUUAGGACAAUACCUAAGGCGUUACAUAGGAGUUUUUGAAAAUUCGAAAAAUUGCCAGAAUGGUGACCAUUUUCGUUAAAAAUGAGUUAUUUUUCAUGCAAACUCGCUUUUUAGAAGCUCAUAAAAGCGCUUUAGAUAAUUUAUUUUUACGUGCUGAUAAUAAAUUUCAGCCAAAUCGGUUGAGUAGAUCCUGAGAUAUCGAUACCACCAGUUGAGAAAACAUGGUUUCGAGAAAAACGCGUUAAAAAAUACAGCUAUUCUAUAUCCUUCAUACUUUUGGCUGUCACUUUCUAACGGAAUCGAAUAUCGAAAAAUCCUUUUAGGACAACAUGUUUGAGGACAUAAGCUUCCUAAAAAUGCAAAAAACAAAUAUUAAUUAUUUUCGAUUUUCCAGACCGGGUCUCCUCUUAAUUAAUUUAAGCAAUGCAGUCGAAAAUUAUCUACUCCUUCAGGAAAAUUUACUUCUAGGUAGACUCGAAAAACAUUCGAAAACGACCAAUAACUGAGAAUUUUCAGUAAAUUUAAUUUUAAAAUCACUGUAUCUCAGAAACGGUAGUGUUAGGUAGCUUGAUGCGAUGUAUUCGAGCACCCCUCGUGUACCAAAGUUCUCUAGAUAAAAUUGUUAAUUAUAACUAGUUACGCAUAGUAGGCUUUGCUUUUGCGAAAUUGUAACUUAGUUGUACUUCGUACUUAGUUGAGAUUUAUAUGCCGAAUAAUACGUCAACAGGCCAGAACGGGAAUUGAACCCGAACUCCCGGCGUUAUAAUGUGGGACGCUAACCACUCGGCCACAGAAGCACUAUUAUAUAUCUCUCGAAUAAGUGUAUCAUAUUUAUUCUCACCCGUUUACAUCUAUUUUCACGUGAAUAAAUCCGUUCAAUUUUUUUUUGAGAAAAUUGAGUUUUAAGUGUUAUUUUGCGGAAGACAUCAAAUCAAUCGGACCAACCGUUUCUGUGUCAUUUUUUUUUGAAAUUUUUGAAGCAAUUUUUGUUUGGGCCCUUCUCGAAAGUAAGGCUAGAGUCAAAAUGGAAAGCCGAUUAUGCAAAUUUUCCGUUUUGGUCAUAAAGAAUGCGAAAAGAAAAUUUGAGUCAAAUAAAAAAAUAUAAAAACAAAAUUUAUGAAAACAAAUCGUCAUUUCCGGUGGAACAGCUCAAAAGGCGUUUGUAUUUUUUUUUUAACUCAUUAGUUUGUUGUUCUGUUAUCCAAAAUGACACAAAAUGACAAUUCGCUGUGGAGGAAGGAUUCCCGAGAAACACAAGCUCUUUCUUCGAACAUUACAAAUAAAGCAUACUUAGUUGUUAAGGAUUAGCUCAUUUUUUGUACAUUUUUAUACAAAAUAAAGAAUAUAAACUCUUCGUUUUAAGGUUAGGUGAUACAGAGUGAGAGAAGCAAAAAGGGCAAGAGCCGAAUUGCGUAGCAAAAACUGUUAAUAUGUUUUCCCACUAUUUUUUUUUUUGUUUGUUUUAAUUUGUUUUUAAGCGUUUAAGUUUUUUUUUCGUUCAGUUUUCUUAAGACAACAAUUUAACUGAAUAGGUCCCACCACUUAGUCGGACACAUAAGUGCAAGAGAUUUUUUUCUAUCGAAACAAAAGCCAAAAAGAAGCCAAUGCGCGAGGAGAUGAGUGAAAGAAGAGAGAUGACAAAAGGAGAGGAAGAGCGCGACAAAAUACUAUAUUGAUGAAAUAAAGAGAAGCCAAGAAGAAUGUGAACUCUAGUUGUGUUCGUUCGUUUUCUACAUUCUAUUUUUCCUGUGUUUGUGAAUUCUCUGUGGUUUAAUUUCGAACGUUUAUUUAACUUUCUUAACUUUUUCGUUUAGAAGCAACAUAUCCCACGUAGAGAAAGUCGAAAAAUCGUUUCCGAAAUCUCAAAAAAACAUGCAUACACCACACUCACUCACACACACGAUAACAUACAUAAAUUGCAACCAAACAUAUUUCGGACGGAGAAGAAGAAGAAAAAUUAUAAAACCGAGGAGAUAAGACGACGCGCUAACUCUUAAGAGCAUAUUACCGACAAGAGAAGAUGAUGCAUAUAUAUACAUAUAUUUACAAACAAUUUGUCAGAUUAAACAACACUUAAGGAAAAAAAAAGUCUUUAAACUAUUGUAUAGAGAUUAAAGAAUAAUCAAUAAUGUAUGGUGGUCCAAUGUUGAAAUAAUAUUAUUUUAUUAUUAUCGAAAGUAUUGCGAUAAACGCAAAAAAAAAAGGAAUAACCAAUACCAACUAAGCUAAAUUAAUGGACGAAGCAGAAACACAAAUUUAGCAAAGGCAGCAAACCAAUUUUAGCGGCAGGAGGAAGAAGGAAGAAGAGGAAACACACAGAACGAGGAUAUUCCUUACACAACUCGCGAGAAGUUCUAUACAGCUUUUCGUCGGAAACAAAACAAGAAGCAGAAGAAGAAGAAGAAGAAGCAAAAAACCACAAACUAUCGUAGCAAAAAGACAUCGUGAAUAAUCAAUAACAUAGCAAAAAAAAUAUCAUUUUAUCCAGACUUUAUUAGGGAUGUAAGCAAACCAAGAUAAAUCAAUUAUUAGUUUAAAAGGCAAUCAAAUCUUACAUUAACACGCUCCCGCGCAUGUUGUAGAUGCGAGAGACUCAGUCAACGAGAAUCUGUCCACCAGGCUUGUGUUGGUCAAGUGUACCUUUCUCUCUACCACCAACGCCCCCGCCCCAUUGACCCCCGAUUAUCAAUCCGAUGCGCGUGGUGCGCGUGUUCGUCUAUGGUUAGAAGAAGAUGAAAAAACAAUUUCAAGUUCAAUUCUGUAAUAUCUUUAUCAAAGGCUGUGGAUGUGUAAAUGUUUUGUUAUGUAUGUGCGUAAGUCGAAACAAAAAAAAAAGCGAAAACAAAAGCUAACUAACCACCAAGCGCGCUAGAGAAAGCUACUAGCGUGUUAUACAUUAAGUAGAUUAUUUUCUAUUAGAUUAGAUUACCUUAUCACACACACACUUUGUUAAUCACACCCGUUUUCGUACGAGCAAACGAGUUCUUUGUUCUUUGUUGCAAAACAACUGUGUUGUAACUAAUAUCUGUUAGAAGAAAGGAAGCAAAACAUAAGAGGAAGAAAAAAAUAUUCAUCAAAUGGCGCUAAUUAGACGAUAGAGAAACGAAGAUGAAUGCGGAAAAUAGAAAAUAGCAUAAAUCUAAUAUCAGCACCCGGAAAGCAAUCAGAGAAACAUAAGAAGAAGAAGAAGAAGAAGAAAACGAAACCCAAUAUCAAUACGUAUUAGAGGUAAAUAUCAUGAAACACGUUGCUCAAUCAAACACUUCUUGGUUUGUGUUCUUAGACUGCUUCAUAAAGGGAGUUUAUUUUUUUCUUCUAGGCAGAAGCAAACCAAUGAAUGGAACUUAGUUGUUGUGAUCAGUUAUUGAUGCGUUAGUAAUUUGUGAAGAAGAUAAAUUGGAUAGUUUUUCAGCUGCUGUGUGAUGCGGCACAGGAAUGAAUGGGGAGAAGCGGUUGAAACACGGUUAAAGAUAUGCCUGUGACCACUCUUGAUGUCGCUCGUAUCACUUCAUUGAUUAUUUGUUCCAGAGAGCAGAACGAAUAGGAAUACAGUUCUUUUCUCAGGUAUGUGCUGGAAGGAUUGUUUUACCCUUAGCUUGUUUGGGGGUGACCUUCCACAAUACAUUUAUAGACACCUAAAUCGCUUGGUUAAUAUAAUAUUCUGAUUAUGAUGCUUGCAGCCCCUGUACAGUACGGUAGUUUCUUUCACGAAAUUUUGUUCCAAGUCCAUCCUUAGCAAUGAGGUACAUAUACAGGUGGAGCAGUAGGCGAAGUAUAUCUGUAUUGGCAAGCAAAAUAUCGUGUCGUAAUUAUUUGCAUUCAAUAUGGAAUGUAUAUGGAAGAUACAAAACAACGUUCAAAGUACUCACGGUUGCAUGAUAAUUUGAGCCAAAAUUCUCAUGAAAUCAUUCACCUGGUUGUUUUUUAACAGAUGGCAAUUAUAUCGUGGCUUAUUUCGAUUACUCAUGUGGUAAAAAGGCCACAGAGCAGUCGUAUGCUUAGUUCUCGAAAGCAGUAACAUUUCCGGUGAAAUUUUGAUUAAUUGGUGAUUAUUAUCUAGCAACAUACACACCGACACUGAGAGCCUUCGAAACAUCAACUUCAUAACGGUAAAAUAAUGAAACUUCGUUUGUUUCUAUGGGGGAGUGAAAGUGGCACAUGGAAAUAUCACUUUUAUCCGUCUUUUUUCGACGUGAUUUCACGAAUAUUCACUGCACACUAUCACAUUAGCCUCAUAUUCAGCGGGAGCUCUACAAAAAUGUACGUUUUUAAUUGAUAAAUUACUUUCUGAAAAUAGCAUUUUUACAUGAAUGCGGUGGGCAAUCAAAGAUAAACACAACGACUGACGUCACUAUUUGCUAAAUAGUUACAUUUUUUCCAGGACAUUACAUCCUUAGUAUCCCAAUGGCAAACUUCAUAACAUUAGGCUGCAAUCUUUGACCUUCUUCCGGGCUACUUGGAUACCAAAGUGUGAUAAGGAUCUGUCACUGUCUUCACUUUUUGUCUGUGAUAAUGUGUAUGCUCGAUCGUUGUUUGGUCAUCGUAAUCACGCAAGAACAGGUUUCUAGAACCAUUGCCUUCUGCAGAACUGCAAAUUGAUUUGUCACUUGUAACUCCUCCAAAACCCGAAUGAGAGAGUGGUUGGCUUUUUCAGGUUGCUAUCAUCACCCCUGGAAUAAAAUAUUGAUGCACUAAAAAAAAAGUCGCAUUUGUUGUAGUUGUGCCAAGUCAUGACACUUGGUAUUAAUAAUGUCUACACCAGUGGUUUUCAGCCUUUCAGCCCCCUUUACGAAAAUUAAUCCCAGUGCUUACCCCCUAUCAGUAUUUUGUAAGAAAGUCUGUAGCAUCGGGUUAUAUUCGCAACAAAUUCGAGUUUAUACUUGUAUCUGAUUACAAAAAGGUAUAUAAAGUUUGGCGAGUCAGUAUGGCACCUGCACCUGAACUAUUUUCGCCAAAAUCGUAAUUCUUGAGAACGUUGUCGAAAAGCACACCUCAUGCCAUCUUCGAUAUCCACUCUGUUACGGUGUUUUAUUUCCAUCAGCAGCAUUGUAGGAAAUCUAGAUUCACAGAUUUCCAGAUUUCCAGAUUAACACAAAAGACACUACAAAAUUUUAAUUGAUCCGAAAAUUUCGUCACUGCCAGUCGGUCGGCAUUUUAAACCAUGUCCAUAGAGGCGAAUGAACUGCAAAUUUUAAAGCCUCUUAAAAACAAAGAAGAAGAAGAACCAUGUCCAAAUCUUUUUUUUUAUGUAAUGAAAAUUUGUUUCAAGUUUAACUUGUUGUAAAAAAGCCUUGACAAAUGCUGUACAAGUCUUUCAAACAUUGCGAAGUUGUUAAAUUGAACAUUAUAUUUCAGAUUUAGAAAUGUUUGCCGAGAAUCGCAAAUUUUAGCGUAUCCUAUAAAGAUUUUGUGGCAUUUUUUGUUAAUCAUUGUCAUUUCCAAAGCGAAGUAAUUGUGCAAUAUUUCCUAGCACAAUUCUCCUCUUUUGUUGACCAGAUUCCCCACUAGGGGGCACAUGUUUUGUCACCGCGAUUUAUUACAUCAAAUGAGCGUAAAAAUAACAGAAAUUGCGCUAUCCUUCAAUAGGUGUAUAUCAUUUGUAUAAUAUAUAUGCUAGAGCCAAUAUGAGCGAGCGAAACAGGAGACACAUUGAAAUGAAAGCUUUUCGUAUAGUUUGCCAAAUACACGGCCCAUAGAUCUCCUUUUUACUCUUAGAAAACGCUUUCCAACUUCAUUUUAUGAUGAGGUGUAAUAUUAUCACGCAUCUAGGCAACAGCACCAGUAGCUAUGUGGAUAGCGUGGUCGUGUAAAACAGUCUUAUAUACUAGCCGGCCUUGGUUCGAUCCCCGUUGACAUAUUCUGGACUUUUUUAUUUGGGUGCAAUCCCAAAACCGAUGAAAAUAUGAAAAAGAAAGAGAUGUCUGCUCUCAUACAUACAACAGUUUAAAGCUUUUGAGACAGAUGAUUUUAUUUGCUCAUUUGACACUUCAGGACACGAAAAGGCAUCUUUUCUGCCAAAGAUUAAAUGCUUUCUCUCAACGCUAGUUUGGGUGUAUCAAUAAUACCUCUUUCUUCUAUUCAUCAUAAUAUCAGUAUGCAAACAUCCGUGAUCCGAUUCAAGUUCAACUUAUAACAGUUAUCUUCCGGAUCCGGAACAGAAUAAAAGGGGUAACUUUAGCGAGUUGUACCGAUUGAGGGAUGCUGAUUCGGUUAGCGCUCCACAGCCUGCUAUUACGAAUUCAAUCUCUACGUUCUGCAACAAUCUAGCAUAAUUUCUUGCAAGAUGUAUUUUUGAACUGAAAUUGGAGAACCAGCUCCAUCUCUUUGAUCCUUAUGAAAACCGCAUCAUUCAGAUCCUCGACAACCAUAUACAUAACGGGAUGUAGGUUCAAUAUGAAUGAAAUGGAACUGGACGAUUUCCCUGAGAAGGACAGAGUUAACCAGUUUUAGCCAAACUCAUGGGAGAACCCCAGGAACAUGAAAGUAGAGAGAUAUGGUUUGCAGAAGAUGAGGAAUAUGACAAUCGACUUAAAGCAAUGGCUGCCUUUGUGGUUACCAUCCGUGGUUACCAUUGGACUGCACCAGAACCGAGUCAAAUUGUAUAACUUUUUCUUCCAAUUCAUAGGCGAAUGCUACAUGGCUUCAAAGUGGUACCAGAAAAUCCCUAAACAACUCCAAAGUUCGUGAUUAGAGUAAGGAUAUUUCAAGAUGACACAUUGAGUCUUCUGUGGUUGUGUCUUGCAAUGGACUCUUUGAACAGGGCACUCAGACGCAGCCGUCCCUGUCCGCAACGAUCAUAAAUCAAACCUUUAUGGACGACUAGAUACUUGUUGUGGGAUCAACAGAAGCGCUACAGCACCUGCGGCACUGAGUUAGUUGACCAAUUUUAACUCAGAGCGCUGGAUACAGGGUUGCCAACCUCCCAGUUUUUCCUUAAAACAUGCCAGCGAAACAGCCAAAUACAAAAAAAAAUCUCCUGCUUUUUAAAAUUUUUACAUGUUUCUCCAGCUUUUUCAUUUUUUCGUCAUUUUCAAGUGUUUUACUCCCUCAAAUUACACUCUUUUGUGCACAGAGUUGUUCACACUAGAAUGUGUUUGCCCUAGUAUGGCCCUGUGUGCAUUUUAUGCAUGUAAAAACAUGUAUGAGAGCAGCUGUGUGGGGAGGUGUGAAAUCCCCAUAUAACGAGGAUAAGGAACCUGAGCCGCCCCAAGCCGCCGAUGUGACGCAAUCCGUAUCGGACGCCGACCCAAUCGUUGAAAAACAAGUUUACUUGCGAGAGACCGCCGCUUCCGACGGCGGGUCAGCGUCCGACCCGGAUUGUGUCACAUCGGCGGCUUAAAACCGCCUCGUUUCUAUAUACUCGCUGGUUGAGGAUUUCGCCCCCAUUACAUUGGCCUCAGAAAAAUUUCAUUCCGAAAUUAUGAAAAUUACGCUUUGGUGGCGUUAAUACGUACGUACCAAUGCUACAUACUGACACUGUCACUGUAUAUCCUUAUUUUUAUUGCUGAUAUGAACAAAAUUGAGGAAAAAUUUUAAAAAUAAAACGAUUUUUCCUUUUCUAGUUUUUCCCAAAUUUUUCUAGUUAUCUCCGUUUUUUUCCAAAUCUUUCCAGCUUUUCAAAAAUUUGGUUGGCAUCCCUGGGUGGAUACGACCCUCCUGUGGAGGCGAUCUGGCGUAGCGGUAACAUCCAUACCUCUCACGCUAAGGAUCACGAGUUCAAUUCUCACUCCCGACAUUCUUCCAAAAAUGGAAGUAAAAGUGACGAACCAGCCAAAAUGUGUUGAAAGUCACUUUAAUAGAGAAAAAACAGAUAUGGUAUCUCGUAAGUAUCUCACCUACGCAAUCUUGGGAGUAUGACGCCCUGACAACAGUUACGAUAAAUUGCAGCUUCUUUGAAUUCUCUACGACUUCCAGGUACACCGGUAGAACUUCCUGGUUGAGUACUUGAAUUGCAUUCAUUCGGAAUUUCAUGCCCCUUCGGAAUUUUGUGUUGUGAGGGGAUUUCUAUCCUGUAAAACGAGGUUUCUGUUGCAUCCAAAAAAAAAAACAAGUUGGUUCUUAAGUUGACUUCGUCGUUGAUGCUCUGGCGGUUCUUUUCCUCUAAGUUGUACAAUCGAUUCACCCCUUUCACUAAGGAACGAUGCGCUAAGCCUAUCAGAGCUCCUUCUCGACAUAUCGUACCCUCUCAACCCAGUUUUCUUUACACUUCCAACUUCAUGGGUUUCAUUUCUAUACUUCAAUCAUGCGGCCAUGUUUUUGGUGCCAACAUCUCGAGAACAAAACAGCUGAAAUGUAUACGUUCAUGAACCCGUUUUGAGCCCUACUAACAGCUGUGUGAGGUUAGGUUAGGUAUUGUAUUAUAGAGACUUUAAACUUUUUCAGUUCAUUCGUCUCUAGCCUUGAGAAAGGCUCUUGGAAAACUUUAUUCUACUCCAGCACUACACCUCCAUUGCCUUGAGAAAGGCGCUCGAUCCCUCGCCCUCCAGCCCGUCCAGCAACGAUGUUGUCCAGUCGGUGCCCACGCAACGAAUGAUGGCUGUGUCAGCUGAGAUGCAGACAUAUUUGUAGUUUUGAACCCUGCCAUGUUAGCAUCAUCCGAGCACACACUGAAAUACAGGCGGUAGCACGGCCCUGAUUCCAUCUUGAGAAAGCAUAUUGUGUGAAAACAUAACAAGUCUCCAUUUGUAUAACGUUGACAGCCUGUCAAAGUGAUCGACUAAAGCUGCUUCUUUUAUUCGUUAUUCUAUUUGUAAAAGUCAAUUCGUUCAUCCUUACGUACAUUCCGUUCAUGUCAUUGAAGUCCUCAGACAGACGCUGAAUGCUGAACGGAAGUCGGGCUUAUGACUCGCCGGACGUUGACGAGAUACACCUUGCGGACGAAUGUCUUGAACGGUUGAUAAAAUUUAAAUGCGAUAUGGGUAUGAACCUCCCGUUUAGUGGUCAUCGGAGCAACAUCGUUGCCGGCGAGCGUCGAGCUGGAAUGGAUUGUCUUUCUUAAGACAGGUGAAAGAGGAGUAAUGGAGUAGUUUUCUUUCCAUAAGGGCCCUCCUCAGGACUAGAGACGAAUGAACUAUAAACUCUAUAAACCAAACAAGGAAGGAAGGCUAUAAAUUAUGUGUGUGUGUGCAGUAAACCAGUCAAAUCGUAAAUCGUAAGGCGUAAAUUUUUUAAGGCAAGUUGCACUACUCAAAGCAUUGCUUGUAUUACGUGCCAUGUAACAGGAUACGAGGAAGGUGCUUCCUUGUAUCCAGAGUUGGACAAACGUCAAAAACUGUAUCGAGACCGAACUUCGCAGGACUGAAUUUGAUGCUAAAACCAAACCCACUUCCACAAGACAUCUUUGCUAACAAGAACGUUUUCAGCCGAAUCGAUCGCUCAUAUGCCUAUACUCAAGUUGUUGACGAGUUGAUGGUUUGCUUUCGAGAUUAUUUUAUGCGUAGUGCGCUAAAGAUGAGGCGCUGUUACACAGACUACUUUAAGGUAAACUAUUUCUGGCGCAUAUUAGUACCCAACAUUUAACAUUUUCCGAGUGAUCAACGGAAACCACGCCAUAUUCAACCGUGUUUCACUGUUCCUCCAAACCGUGACAGCAGCUGCCUCAUGUAGAGUUUUAAUGCUCGUUUCGCAAUCAAGGUGGUUCGGUUCCCAGAUUAUUUUCCAAUCCCUGCCCCUAGAUAGCGUCCGAAUACACGGCCGAUCAAAUAUUGUGCAAUAGUUCUGCUAUCAUUGCGGAACAACAUCUAUCACUCACUCUCCUCUUCCCACCCUCCCGAACCAAUCAACGAGGUUUUAUUACAGUUUUAUGACUGGCGUGAUGACUCCUUAGGAACCCAGCAACAAUCCCUCUCUCUCAGUUGAUACAAGCAAGCUAACGGAUGCAAAUGAGAAUUCAAAAAAUAAACAGAAAAAAUCUACACUGUACUUCCCACCUAACUAUACACUACUCUACUCAAAGCAGAGAACCAUCACAAAAUAAUACGAACAAAAAAAAGAUAAGUAAGAAUUCAAAGAUGCGAAAGCAAAUGCGAUCACUUUACUGUAAGAAUGAAUAAACAAAAUACAAAAGAAAACGAAACAAAAAAAAACUAAGUAAAACAAGAGAACGCUAUUUUGACUCAAACUUUUUAAAAGAUAUUUAGUGCUACGAAAUGCUUUUUUCUUCGUUUCAUAAAUCAGACUCUUAUUUAUCGUUUUUUUCGGUAAGUACGCGCUAGAAGAAAUUAAGGAAUUAAACAAAAAUAUCAAAAUUAAGCCCCCCUCCCAAGUCAAAAGGUUGAGUAAGGGUUAAGCAAAGAAAUGGAGUUAGGAAGAAAAAAAAACACUGGAAUAAACGACAAUAUUGAGGUUAUUCAAACAUAUCGGUUUUUGACGUUUUUCAGUUUCUUGUGAGGCACACAAACACACAGACACAUGACAUUAGAAUGACAUUCGCGGUGUGUGUUGAACCCAUCUAACGACGAGGAUAAUCAGAUCACAGUGUUGAAAAUAGUUUUGGUCUCAGAAAGCAUCACUUUUGUAUUUCGCACGAGAGGGAAUCUUUUUCGGGACAUAACUGAAAGAAGACAGCAAAUAUUUACUAAAACAAAAAAAAACAAGAAAAACCAACCCUAGAGUAAAUUUAGAGGUAUCGUAAACAUUGAAGAAAAAAAAAGUACUUUAAAACAUGUAGCACGUAGUUGAUAUUCUAGCUAAAUUUGUCCGGGGGAGGAUAGAACUCGGCCGCUCUCCCCCCCCCACUCACACAAACACACACACACGAAAUAAUAUAAGCAAGCUAGACGUGAUGUAAAUCUGUUUGCGGUUCGUCUUCCGUUAAAAGCGGGGCCUCCUGACGCUGACGGGCAUCACUUCCCGAAGGGAAGCGCCAUCCUUUUAGAGCAAUGUCAAAUUAUAUCCUAACCCCCCGUCAACAAUGAUGAAAAAAGCAACAAAAAGUAAAAACAAAAGAACAACAUGAAGGUAAAAAAAAGUAUUCAUUCUAAAUGUUUCAAACAAGUAUAUUUAAUGUAUUAGAGAAGCAAACAAACAACAACAACCAACAAACUAACCAUUGUAGUAACUAACUUUUCUCAGAUUUACUGAACCUACUGCAAGAAGAUGCAAAACAAAACAUAGAAAACCUAAAAAAUCCGACGAUAGACGAAAAGAGACGAAGGAUGUAUGCAACCAGUUUUACGACGGAUACCACCAAACGGAAGUCGUCGCACCCAAGCGCGAACAGAACAUGGAAAAAAAACGAAAAGUAAACCAGUAUAGAGAGGCAAGUGUCAAUUAUUUAUAUAAAUAUGUGCCUAUAGAGAAGAACACAAAAAAACAACUUACGAUAACCGUGAAAUUUUAAGAAACAUGAAAAAAGUCAGCGAAAUGAAAAUGCCCACAGCAAAAAAAAGUUGUCAGUUUGAGAGGAGAGAGAGUGAAACAAAAAAAAAAAUAACCAACCGAAGAAGCUGUCCCAUACUACUAUUUUCGUUCACUCCACCAGGUGAACACUUCCCCCAACGUUCCGCCCCAAAAAAAUCGUAACGGAAAGUCAAUCUGUCAAUUUGUCGUCUUCUUUCGCAACGACUACUCUCCGAUUCGAAGCACUCGCGUGUCUUUCAACAAAACAUUACCAAAACAAACAAACAAAAAAACGCGAAACUAUUUGUUUCCACGUUCCUUUCCAUUGUUCCAUUUUGAGGUUAUGUGCCAAAAAUUACAAACAAACGAACGAACAAUUUAACAAAGAAAGGAAGAAAAAAAAACUGCAAAUUAGUGACAUAAAUUGAAGAAAUUUUAAAAACAAUUACUAGCGACCAAAGUAUUGAAUAAAAGCUUUUUUUAAAUUCAACACAAAAUCUUGCUUGUUAGUUGCUGUUUUUCCCGUUAAAAGAAGAUAGCAAACGCGCAGAAAGCACAGAAUGAUAAAAACGCAAACAAAGUUGGCGGUGUCACUGUCACCGGGAUUCGGUGCGCUAGUGUUUGUUCAUCACAGCUCCCAACGUGACACACAGACCCCACCAUCCCCAAACCCUGUCGUAAAACAUUCUCCCAUACUCGCUCGCGUACACAAACACACAAAGAGGAAGCAAAGCAUUUUCAAACACUGACAGAACAAAAGUGGUUCGGAGGUUUACCAUUCAAACAAACAAAUCAAAAUAACGCAUUUUACAACGAAUUUUUCGCUAGCUUUUUUGUUAAUCAUUCGAAUGAUCGAAGCUAUUUUCUGUUUUGAAAAAAAAGCAACAACAAUUAAACACACACUAUUGCUGCUUUUGUUUACGUUUACUCUUCGGGAUGCGAAUUUCUGACAAAACACUAACAAGUUGAACACACAAAUACGAGAAAAAAGAAACACUGCACUGCAAUUGGUGACAAUGAAGGCAUAUGCAAAGAGAAAAAGGGCGAUAUCAGGACCGAAGUGAAGACACAUAUGAAACGUAAACACAUUGACACAUUGACACUCACACAUACAAAAAACAACAACAACAACAACAACACCCAAAACCAAACACACAUGUGACAUUGAGAUGCAUACAAUAUGAGAAAUGGUAAGGUGAUUAGAAUUAAACAUAUCGUUUGCAACAAAAAAAAAGUAAGACAUCAACAUAGUAGUUAGUAGCAAAUAGUAGUGUGUGAGCAACACACCAAAAAUACAUGAACAAACAGAUAAAACUGAUACAUUUGAGUGGAGAAGAAGAGAUAAAAAAAUCCAAAAGAAUUUAGUAAAUUUUGUGCAACACACUACUGAUGAUUGCUGAUAGAGCAAAUCCAAUACUUAUCCCGUCAUAAGCAAAUGCUAUACAUCUUAGAGCGUAAACUUGUAAAACGAUUAUGUCAAGGCAAAAUCAAAGCAGCAAUGCUAAUCAAAUUGUAAGAUUAAAUGUCACAACACUAUAUACUUGAAAAAAAAAAGCAAAAUA